Molecule: messenger RNA, 1095 nt
Organism: Chanos chanos (milkfish)
Lineage: Eukaryota; Metazoa; Chordata; Actinopteri; Gonorynchiformes; Chanidae
Product: alpha-N-acetylgalactosaminide alpha-2,6-sialyltransferase 1
Exons: 8
Coding region: 1-1095 (364 amino acids)
Biological process (GO): oligosaccharide biosynthetic process
Molecular function (GO): alpha-N-acetylgalactosaminide alpha-2,6-sialyltransferase activity
Source: RefSeq, a predicted model, not a curated record
AUGGCUAAGAUAACCCCCAUACCGGUUUUAUAUAAAAAGGACUUUGAGAAAUUGCCGGAGUGGGAUUUUGAAGAUGUUUAUUUGCACAGCAGUCGGCCUAAAGAAACAGCAUGUCCUGAGUCUCUACGGCGCUCAAAAGAUGAAGAGUUUCAGAAAGCGUUUAUUCCAAACAUACAGCUGUUUCUCCACAAAGAUCACAUGAACAUCACCGAGUGGAAUCGCCUGGCACACUUCAACAACCCCUUUGGUUUUAUGGAAUACAAUUACGAUGAGAUCAAGAGAGCAGUGGAUCUGAUUCCCAAGCCUGAGAGCUCUCAGUUACUACCAGUCCCCAGUAAUGACAGUGAGGGCUGUAUCAGCUGUGCUGUUGUGGGCACUGGAGGAAUUCUCUAUGGCUCCAAAAAGGGGAAAGAGAUUGAUUCCCAUGACUAUGUGUUUCGGUUGAAUGGUGCCGUUAUUGAGGGUUUUGAAGAGGACGUGGGGAACAAAACUUCUGUUUAUGUGCACACAGCUUAUUCCUUGACACAGGCUCCUAUGACACUGAAAAAAUUUGGUUUCAAGGGCAUUCCACGUGAUGAGGGUAUAAAAUAUGUUAUGAUCCCAGAGGGCCUUAGGGAUUAUCAGUUUCUCCAGGGCCUUCUCCAGGGGAAAGAAGUAACUGAUGGACCCUUCAUGAACUCAAGACCUUGGAUCUACUACAGGGGACAGUUCGACAAGAGAAGGUUCUAUGUACUUCACCCAGAUUUUCUAAGAUACAUUCGGAAAAGAUUCCUGCCAUCCAAACAGCUGAGGAACAAAUCCUGGGUGUAUUACAGACCCACUAAUGGAGCAUUCACUGUGUUCUUGGCCUUACACACUUGUGAUGUGGUGGAUAUUUAUGGAUUCAUGACAGAGGAUUAUGAUAAAUAUUCCAACUACUAUUAUGAGAAGUUGGCAAAAACUAAAGUAAUUUUCUACAUUAACCAUGACUACAAGCUUGAGAUGAAGACAUGGCAGAAACUACACAACAGCAAAAUUAUCAGACUUUACCAAAGAGCGGAGAACACAGAAAACAGAACGACAAAAUCCUCAGCCAAACAUCAACAACAAACAUGA